AUGGAACCAUUAGCUAAGGUUCAAGAGGCCACUAAGGCCGCAAUAGAAAGAGCUUUUACAAAUUUUAAAAAGUGUCCAAAAGACAGGUUAAGUCAAGCUUAUCUUGAAACUAGGUUGGAGACAUUAGAACAGCACUGGGCAGUCUUUUUUAAAACUCAACAAGAUAUUGUCAGUACCAUUGACGAGGAUGAACUGCAAGAGUCUGAUUAUUAUAAAGACAAUGUGUUUGACGAGGUAGAGGAAUUGUACAUGGACUACAAGUCACAUAUUAAGGAGAAAUUAAAUAUGUUAGUUUCAUUGCCUACUUUCAAAUCACACAAAGAAUCAGCUCCACAGUCAACGCAGUUCAAAUUACCUGAAAUAAAAAUACCUACAUUUUCAGAAGCAUGCCCUGUAGAUUUGUUAGGGUUAACAAUAGGAGACCUUGCUGAUCCGGAAUAUUAUAAGCCAAAUAAAAUUGACGUCCUGCUAGGUGCUGAAGUGUACAGUCAAGUAGUUCGAGCAGGUAUUGAACGCAGUGCAUCUAGCCGGGUGUUAGCACAAGAAACGACUUUUGGCUGGAUACUGUCUGGACUCGUUGAAGCAGAUUUCCAUUCAUUUACUAACACUACAGUUAUGCAUGUAAGUAUGGAGAAUGAUGACAUGUUGAAGAAAUUCUGGGAGCUUGAAGGAGAACCCUGUGUGGCCAAAAAGAUGUUGACUGAAGAAGAGGUAAAAUGCGAACAGUUAUUCGUAGCCACCACACGACGUGAUGAAAGUGGUCGUUAUGUAGUCAGACUGCCGUUCAAGGAUGAUAUUCGAAGCUGUGCAGAAGGUGGAUCUAAACAAAUAGCUGAAAAGAGAUUUAAGGGUUUGGAAGCUAAACUGUUAAAGAACAUAAAAUUGAAAAUUGACUAUAGUCAAGUGAUACAUGAAUAUACAGAAUUGAACCACAUGGUAAAAGUGACGAAGCAGGAAGUUAAUAAAAAAGGUUUAUACUUACCCCAUCAUGCUGUAAUCCGCGAAGACAGAGCAACGACAAAGGUUCGUGUCGUAUUCGAUGCAUCCUGCAAAGGUAGUAAUGGAAUAUCUUUGAAUGAUAACUUGAUGGUAGGGCCUACCUUGCAAGCGGAUCUUCGACACAUCAUUAUGCGUUGGAGAAAACAUCUCAUCUGCAUAGUAGCUGAUAUUGUAAAGAUGUAUCGACAGGUGCUUGUAGACAGAGAAGAUACGUCUUUUCAACGUAUACUGUGGAGAGAUAAUCCUGAAAAGGAAAUCGAAGAGCACGAACUCCUAACGGUUACAUUUGGAACCGCUUGCGCGCCAUUUUUAGCAGUUCGCGCGUUGCAGCAAGUAGCGUACGAUGAAGCUCAGGAAUCUCCAAGGAUAAAGGAAAUCAUUCUGAAUGAUUUCUAUAUGGAUGACCUCAUGACAGGAACUGAAAAUGUAGAUGAUGGUUAUUCUAUUUACAGCGAAAUAAAAGCUACAUUAGCGAAGGGUGGCUUUCAGUUACAAAAAUGGAUAAGUAAUAGUAUGGAAUUACUACAUAAAAUAAAGGAAGAUGUGAGAGAUAAAGAUGAAGGUAUCAAGAUAGAAAUGGAUGCAAAUAUAACAAAAAUCUUGGGACUUACCUGGGAUCCACGUACUGAUUCCUUUCAGUACUCGGUUGAUCUUCCUGCUCUAAUAGAACCUGUAACAAAAAGAAGAGUUUUGUCUGAUAUAAGUAGACUAUUUGAUCCGCUAGGCUGGCUGGCUCCAAGCAUCAUUAUAGCAAAAACGGUGAUUCAACAACUAUGGUUGGCUGGUAUCGUCUGGGAUGAAGAGCUGCCAAGCGAAUUAUUAAGCAAAUGGUGUACUUACCGUGAUAUUUUGAAUGCAUUGAAGAAUGUGAGAAUCCCGCGCUGGUUACACACAAAAACUUCUGAUAAACAAGUCCAAUUCAAUGGUUUUUCGAAUGCGUCAAAAAACAACUUAUGCAGCUGUAAUGUAUAUUAG
This is a messenger RNA of Ostrinia nubilalis (European corn borer), 1974 nucleotides long. RefSeq lists its product as uncharacterized. The transcript is spliced from 2 exons. Bases 1 to 1974 code for a protein of 657 amino acids. Lineage: Eukaryota; Metazoa; Arthropoda; Insecta; Lepidoptera; Crambidae. The record is from RefSeq and is a predicted model, not a curated record.